GGGAUGGCCUGUCGCCUGCACAGAGGGCCCUGUACAGGGAUGUGAUGCUGGAGAAUUACAGGAAUGUGGCUUCCCUGGGAUUUCCACUUCUCAAACCUGCUAUGAUCUCACAACUAGAGGGAAAAGGUUUAUUACUGUCCAGGGCAGAGCUAUUUGCUCAGACCCUAAAGAUCAGUCUUGUGAAGAAGGCACUUAAAUCCCUCCAUGCUUCAUGAUGCCAUAAGGCCUACCACCUGGAAGACCCAAUAUCCUGAGGCUUUGGCUUCACUGCCCUAGCCCCAGUUGCUGGAUCCUCAGCCCCUGAGACGUCUGUUCCCACACAAAAGCAUUUUUUCAGCUAGAAGCCUGGGUCCAGAGGACCAGGAUGAACUGGGAACCUAGGAUCUGUUUGGUGGAAUCCUAGUGCCAGAAGGUUCAGGCACUCAAGUGAGCCAACAACAUGAGUCGUGUGAGUGAGAAUGAAAAGGACUCAGUCAGGAUACUCAAGAAUUGUGAUGAAACUCAGGAGAUAAAGAACAUGCCAGAAAGCUCCAUUGGUUCUUCUCAGCAUGAGGAACAAGCAUACCACCAACAGGACCUUGUGGAUGGAACACCCCAGCCACUCUCACUGAUCUCAAUACAGCAUGACCAUAUUUACCAGGAGACAAGCCACAUGACCCAGAAGCAGUGGGAUUUCCAUGCCCAGGAUGUAUCUGGGCCCCAGGCUUCAUGGUUUUCAGAGACAGAACUAGAAAGUGCCAUUGACCAAAAGUUCCUGAUGGGGACCAGGGUUACUGGUCAGCUCUUUUCAUCCUUAUUCACUGAUGAAGCCUCCUCACUCCUCAAAUCCAUUCCUCCUGUUCCAGAUGAGGUAGUGGUCAAGCCAAAGGCCCCAUGUAACCUCUGGAGGGCUGGCACACUCCAGCAUGGGAAGCAAGUCAAUGCCAUUGCCAUCAGCAGUGCACCACACCAUGUGUACACGUGUGGCACUGGCUACAUCAGGAUUUGGGAUGAGAGUGCUCUGUGUGCCUCAGACAAAGCGCCUCAGGCCCAGCUGAACUUUCAGGACCCUCGGACCCGUGUCCUCACCUGCAAGCUCUUCCCAGAUGAGCAGAGUCUGAUCACAGGGGGUGUGGCCCAGGCCCUGACUCUCUGGGACCUGGCGCCCACACCCCAAAUCAAGGCCCAACUGGCCUCGUCGGGCCCUGUGUGCUACUCUUUGGCCCUUUCCUCUGAUGCCCACAUUUGCUUGGCUUCUUUCAAAGGAUUUGUGGAGAUCUGGGAUGUGCAGAACCAAAUCUUGAUCAGGAAACUUGAAGUCCCUUCCUAUGGGUCCCGCUGUGUGGACAUCACAGGGCAUAAGUUCUGGACAGGUGGCGAAGAUACCAAACUGUAUUCCUGGGACCUGAGGAGCUAUCAGAGGCUGCAGCAACACAAUUUACGUAAUGAGAUCCUCAGCAUUAGCCAUGAUCCUAGUGAGGAAUGGGUGUUAGUGGGCUUGAAAAUGAGUGACAUCGUAAUCGUACAUGCUCAUCGGGGGGAGAAGUUCAAGGCUCUAGUACAAAAAUACACGCAGCACCACAACCUCAAGUUUGCCUCCUGUGGAAACUAUUUUGUGUCCACGCGGAAUGAGACGGUCCAGUGCUUUGCGGCACCUUCUCUGCAAAAGCUGUUCCAGACAAAGGAGUAUUACGACGUUCUGUGUUGUGACAUGUCCCCUGAUAACCAGUAUCUGGUCACGGGCUCCAGGGACGGUGCAAGAGUGUACCAGCUCUUAUAUUGAAGAUUGGGGGCCGUGGUCCUGUAGUGACAACCCAGAGAAGACCAAUGCGAUCUCAAGGGGCUGGGCAGCUUCAGCAUCUGCCCCUGUCCAUGCUUGGACCUCAUGGUCGCAUGUUUGUUUCACCUCCACUUGCUAUCCCUCCAUCCUGUACUCCCAGGUUUUGGUUACCAGACUUGGGACCUUUUCUUUUGUUAUUUUAUUCCUGUCACUGAUCUCUGUA
This is a messenger RNA of Jaculus jaculus (lesser Egyptian jerboa), 1982 nucleotides long. RefSeq names its product TLE family member 7 (gene Tle7). Gene Ontology annotation, biological process: negative regulation of canonical Wnt signaling pathway; regulation of DNA-templated transcription. The record is from RefSeq and is a predicted model, not a curated record. NCBI's taxonomy places the organism in Eukaryota, Metazoa, Chordata, Mammalia, Rodentia, Dipodidae. The transcript is spliced from 12 exons. Gene Ontology annotation, cellular component: nucleus; transcription regulator complex. Bases 440 to 1762 code for a protein of 440 amino acids. Gene Ontology annotation, molecular function: transcription corepressor activity; protein binding.